UUGUGAACAACAAGAUGACUGUGAUCCAGCUUUCUCUCCUUCUCCUGCUUUCCAUGUGCAAUCCAUUGACUGAGGCGAACUACUUGGAUAGCGAUCCGUUCCCACUCGACUCGUCCUGCGAUCCUGUGAUCAACACAACCCCAACAACGGAAACAACUACUCCAUCCACGUCUACUACCGCCACGUCAUCAUCUGCAACUGAAACAACUUCCAAUACUGACUCAUCAUCGACUGCAACUCCUUCACCUUCCUCUGCCUCGUCAACUACUCCGACCGCUCAGUCUUCGACUGCUACAUCACCCGCAAUGACGUCACCAUUCAUCCAAACACCGGCUGCUACACCCAAACAUCAGUUGUGCACAAAGCCGAAACAAUCUGCCAUUACCUGGCCAAACUCCCUGUUUCGAGGAAUGUGCAUCGAAAAACCGGUCACUGGACACGCUUUGGCUUUCCGGUAUAGAAGUGAUCUGGAAACACGCGACUAUUCGAAGGUCCUAACCUUCAAGCCAAUUGUGUUUUUUGAGAAGGGAAGGGGCGAGAAAGAUCCACAUGUCUACUUGGAAAACCACCGAGGCCUGAACGUCUUCUUCGUCUGGUACAACAAUGAAAAGAGUGGAGUGAUUUUGGAUGCCAAUGAGCCUAACAACUGCGCCAACGACCAAGCUGAUUGUCUACCAUUUGAAUAUAACGACGUCAAUGCCAUCAUCUACACCAUUUGUUGGAACAAGGAAGUUCAUUCCGACGGACUUUUCAUCGAUACUCUGAUCGAAGAAGUGCUUUCGUGAACAAUUUGAAAUAUUCUUUGAAAAAUCUGUUAAUGUUAUAACAUAGGUUAUUGCAAGGGAAAAAGUUAUUAUCAUUUACUUAUAUUUUUCUUUAAUUAUUUACUAACUUCACUUAUUUACUACUUAUAUUUGUCUUUUACUUAUUUACUAAUAGUAAAUUUUAUUGCACGCUAUUGUGAUAGAACCCUGUCAAUAUAUUCUCAUGCAACUUUUUACCAAAUAAAUUAAAAUUUGUAAA
Molecule: messenger RNA, 1023 nt
Organism: Caenorhabditis elegans
Lineage: Eukaryota; Metazoa; Nematoda; Chromadorea; Rhabditida; Rhabditidae
Gene: F49C5.7
Exons: 8
Coding region: 15-785 (256 amino acids)
Source: RefSeq, marked reviewed